AGAGAGAGAGAGAGAGAGAGAGACUGGCUGAAGCAGCGAGACGGCAAAGGCUACUCUCAUGCAUUUCUCUUAUCUUCUUUCAACCUAAAUUCUCUAUUUAUUUUACAUUUUAUGAUAUUCUAUUUUUGGUGCAUAUUGUGAUAUAAUAUCAGCGGACCUGAAUGGAAGAAUUUUAUUCCCAAAGAAAAGUUUUCGAAUAAGGUACACCGAAAAAUAAAAUAUCUUAGACCACUUUGAGUCUUUGUCUGAACGUUUUUUUGAAGCAUUAUUUUGUUAGGAUUUGGAUCUUAAUUAAAUCCGACUCCCACCAAAACCAUUGAAAUAUUGUGGUUUGGAAUAGGGUGAUUAAGAGGAAGACAACUCGGUUGCCAAAUAAAGUAUAGUUAGUGGUAGUGGAGGAUAAGUUUUGGUUAGGAGCAACAAGGCUGGGUUUAAGGUUAGUGGAGCAUAUUUGAGGGUGUUUGUUCUCUGUGCACGAGGGAGUAGAUAUGCCUUAUAUUGUCUUUAAAUACAAAAAUAGAAGAAUUUAUCAUCGUGUUGUAUACGUAGGUUAAUUACUGACAUAUGAACUAGCUAGUUCAUCCCUUAAUUAGGUUUGUAAGUAUCAGUGAGAUGAACCUGGACACAACCAAUUAUAUAACUUAUAAUAGAUGAGUCCCAAAAACAAAAGAUUAGACAUUUAAGCUGUCCACUAGCGGAUUUUGAGUGGUGCUAAUUUUGUUCGUGGCUUUAGGUUUAUGAUCGAUUCCUCCAAUUCACAAAAACAAGUAAGAAAAACUAAGUUUUGUAUAGAUUUUUGAAUAGUAGUUAUAAAAAUUUUGGAUUUAUUUUAGCAAAAUGUGAAUAAUGAAAAGUUAAGUUGGGCCCAUUUAAUUGGCAUGUGAUAUACUACGUCUUAACACAUAUCGGCCCAAUAAAAAAGCCGCGAAAGUGGCGGUUCAAAACAUAGGCGGGAGGUGAAAAUGUCGCCCAUUCACGUUUCCCGCUACUCUCAAUUUUUCUUUAUACUCUCUCUCUCUCUCAGUAAGAUUCGAUCUAUAUUCUUCUCCUAAUCUCGUUUGGGAAUUAUAUUUGUGUGACCUAACUAAAAUAAUGCCUACCAUCGCCGGGCCGAGUCUGUCUUCUUACAAGCCCAGAGUCGCCGCCGUAACGGAUGAAUCCGCGAUUCCUCGGAAGAAGAGAAAGCUGAGAUCUAAUUCAGCGGCAGUGAAUCUCCCGUCUGAGAAUUUGUUGAUCACCACGCCGAAGAAAUGGAAAUCGAAAUCGAAAUCUCAUCGUCCAAAUUCUGUUUCCAAUUCCAGAAUCUCAGAAAAGGAAGACAUUAAUAAAACUUUGACAAAUCCAGUCAAUUUGGGAGAAGAGAACUUAUCUAACUGGAAUCCUAGAGAUGACGAGCAGAUGAGAGCUGUGAAGGAGGCGCUACACGUGUCUAAAGCACCAUCAACAAUUGUUUGCCGUGAUGAUGAACAGACACAGGUUUUGGAGUUUGCGAAAGGUUGCAUCGAUCAGCGUAAGGCUGGGAGUUUGUAUAUAUGCGGUUGUCCUGGAACUGGAAAAUCAUUGUCUAUGGAGAAAGUAGUACAACAAGUCAGUGAUUGGUCACACCAGGAAGGUUUGCCACAAGUGGAUACAUUGUCUGUGAAUUGCACGUCGUUGUCGAAAACAACAGAUAUUUUCAGCAAGAUACUUGGUGUAAACGAGCCUGGUAAGAAAGCUAAUGGCUUCUCUUCACCUCUACAACAUCUUCAGUUUCUGUUUUCUCAAAAGCCAGAAUCGUCCAGCUCUAGAAUGAUGUUAAUAAUUGCAGAUGAGAUGGAUAACUUGAUCACAAAAGACCGAGGAGUCUUGCAUGAUCUUUUUAUGCUUACUACUUUGCCAUUUUCGAGGUGUAUACUUAUAGGUGUAGCAAAUGCAAUAGACCUUGCACAUCGUUUCCUUCCAAAAUUGAAAUCCCUUAACUGCAAACCUUUGGUUAUCACUUUCCGUGCUUAUUCUAAAGAUCAAAUCCUUAGGAUACUACAGGAAAGGCUUAUGGUUUUUCCAUAUGUUGCAUUUCAAUCUAAAGCCUUGGAGCUCUGUGCUAGAAAAGUUGCUGCAGCAUCAGGUGACAUGAGAAAAGCCCUAUGUGUCUGCAGGAGUGCUCUAGAAAUCUUAGAAACAGAAAUAAAUGGAUCAACUGGACAAGAGUUACAUGGUCCAACUUCAGAUGAUCCGGUGGUAAGGAUGGACCAUAUGGCUACUGCAUUAUCAAAGACGUUUAAAUCUCCUGUAGUUGAAACUAUUCAGUCUCUUCCUCAACAUCAACAAAUCAUAGUAUGUUCUGCUGCAAAGGCUUUCCGAGGGAACAAAAAGGAUUCAACCGUUGGGGAGCUUAAUAAGUUAUACCUAGAGAUCUGUAAAUCUUGGAUGAUUUCUCCAGCUGGAAUUACAGAGUUCUCUAACAUGUGUACAGUGCUAAACGAUCAGGGGAUUUUAAAAUUAGGCCAAGCUCGUGGAGAUGAGAUAAAGAGAGUUAGCCUGAGAGUAGACGAAUCAGACAUCACGUAUGCUCUGCAGGGAAUACGAUUUUUCCGCAACUGUCUGAUGUGAGAAAUACUUCCUUCGUAUAAAGGUAAACAUCCUGGACAAGCAAUGGAGAAUUAAGUUGUAAAACCAUGGGUAGGAUUAUUAGGGUUUUUUUUUUUCUUCUUUUUUUUUGACAACAGUUUUGUAUUAGGGGUUUACAUAUAACUUUUAUUUUAUUUGGGGGAAUAGAACAUGGUUGUAAUUUUAGUGUAAAGUGCUAUACUAAUAUACUAUAUAACUAAUUUAUAUACACAAUGGUUAAAACCAUAGGAUGAUGAAGUUACAAACUUGCAACACUAUGGUUUGAAAAAAAAAAAUGUUCAAAACAGUUUGUCUUGUAAAUUUUUUUAUUCUAUACGUAACUUGAAAAAGCCAAAAGUAAUUAAAAAGCAAUUAAAAACUUCAUUUUGUAACCGUUUUAUAGAAGGAUUUUUCUCACAACUUUGGGUGAUUUGUGGAAGUGAAGUGGGUUAUACCAUUAGUUCUUGAGCAAAUGUACGGUCUCUCCAUAGAAUACUACUCAUUGUUAUCGUCUGGGAGGGUGUGUGAGCUCUGAGGAGAUUCUGAAACGGAGUUGGUUUGUAGUGGGAUUAGUUCCUUUUCCCGGUAAAAGUGGACUUAUCUCUUUGGUUUUAUCGUAGUCUU
Messenger RNA from Camelina sativa (false flax), 3210 nucleotides. RefSeq names its product DNA replication factor CDC6B-like. Gene Ontology annotation, biological process: mitotic DNA replication checkpoint signaling; DNA replication initiation; cell division. Gene Ontology annotation, molecular function: DNA replication origin binding; ATP hydrolysis activity. Lineage: Eukaryota; Viridiplantae; Streptophyta; Magnoliopsida; Brassicales; Brassicaceae. The record is from RefSeq and is a predicted model, not a curated record. Gene Ontology annotation, cellular component: nucleus.